This is a messenger RNA of Alnus glutinosa, 594 nucleotides long. RefSeq lists its product as uncharacterized. Gene Ontology annotation, biological process: nucleobase-containing compound metabolic process. Gene Ontology annotation, molecular function: 3'-5' exonuclease activity; nucleic acid binding. NCBI's taxonomy places the organism in Eukaryota, Viridiplantae, Streptophyta, Magnoliopsida, Fagales, Betulaceae. Gene Ontology annotation, cellular component: cytoplasm; nucleus. The coding region runs from base 1 to 594 and encodes 197 amino acids. The transcript has a single exon. The record is from RefSeq and is a predicted model, not a curated record.
AUGUGUAGAUAUGAAAUAGAAAUACAAGGAGUUCAUGUAAAGGUGAGUAUAGCAGACCGUGCUGCUCUUGUAGAUGCACAUAUUUCUGAGUUAAGGUCUCCCUUUGAUCAAAAGCUGCCUUCUGUUGCUCCUCCCCUUGUGGCGUUCGAUAUUAAGUGCAUUCCAAGCUACAAUGGUGCUGCAUUGCUGGUGCUAUGUGUGGGAACUCGCUGCCUCAUAGUUCAGCUGUACUGCAUAGAUUCAUUUCCUGAGUCCAUUAAGAAGUUUUUGAACGAUCAGAAUGUGUGUUUUGUGGGAGUUGGAGUGAAGGAGAAAGUCGGUAAGCUGCAGCAUUGGCCGCAGAUGUGUGGGUGUAAGACAGGUGUGGAGUUGGGUCAUUUGGCUGCUAGGGUUCUUAAGAAGCCCAAUCUUGAUGAUGGGUGUGAUUUAGUUGAGUUAGCAAGUGAAGUUGGGCUGUUCUAUGGGGAACCAAAAAGUGUUGACACUUUCUCAGACUGGACUGCUAGGGUUUUUACCCAUGAACAGGUAAAGCAUGCCAUCUAUGAUGCUUAUGGUUCUUAUAGGAUUUCAGACAGUCUGUUGGGUUUGCUCUAG